Electrophorus electricus (electric eel) is the source of this 1176-nucleotide messenger RNA. RefSeq lists its product as uncharacterized. The record is from RefSeq and is a predicted model, not a curated record. NCBI's taxonomy places the organism in Eukaryota, Metazoa, Chordata, Actinopteri, Gymnotiformes, Gymnotidae. Gene Ontology annotation, biological process: regulation of apoptotic process.
AUAAAGCUUAAACUGGACUGAUGUGUGAAGGAAACUUGAGAUUACUAAAUGGACAUCACGGUGUCUGGCCGUUGUAAGGGCGUUGUAACACCAGAAAAAACAUUACAGCGUCAACUCAGCACCCUGAGUAAGUGCAUGUCAGCAUGUUUGGUGCAAAAAAUCUCCACCUGCUUGUGUCGCUCGAGCACCCUGACGGACUAUGACGUCCAGGUGAUCCGGUCACAGGCCACGGACACGCAGAAGGCCUCGCAGCUCGUGCAAGCGGUCAUUCGGAAAGGUCGCGGGUCGUGUCAACGUUUCUUCAAAUGCCUCAGCGUGUGCAGCCCCUCACUCUAUGAAAGGGUUACGGGAUGCACGGUGAGUGUAACAGAGGAAGACCACUAUCAUUUGGAAGACAUAUCUAUUCCAGAAACAACUGGUGCAAUUCCUCCAAGUAUCAUAAAUAUACAAAAUUCCUUGGUGACCAACUGCAUCAUUGGAAGCAACAAUAACUUGCUUAGUGUGCUGUCUCAGACACAUGUUGCUCACGAUAUGAUUGAAGAUACACAGAGGGCUGACCAGCAGAUGACAGAGCAAGACCCUACGCAGGCUCACAGCAUCCAGGUGGAGCGCUCCUAUGUGGAGUUUGUUAUCAUAGGGGACAACAACUAUAUGAGGACUGGAACAAAUGAAGACUCAGGACAGCAGGAACAAAGUGAGAGUGAGCCUGAAGGUUCUGAGGGGUGAAUGGGAUGAACUGGGGAGAAAAAAAGACAGGAUGGAGAUGUUCUCCAGCAUUUUUACAGUUCAGUUCCAAUGUGUGAUAUCUAAGCAUCUCUCUUAUUAGAGAAUCAUGGAUUGCAAUCCAUAGAAUUUAACAUCAUCUGUGUAGAAAUUGAGCUCGGACUAAGCCUUACAAAACGUUUUUAAUGAAAAAUCAGUUGUUUAAGAACAUGGACAUAAACCUGGGUUCUUGGCAGUUCUGUUUCCUCUAAUAAGUGUCAAUACUUUUUUAUUUAUUUAUUUUUUUACAUAAAUACCUCAAAAUCUGAUGUUUUGUUACAAAUCGAAUCCAGUCCUUGUGAACUCAACGGGAUGUGGCAUUAUUUUUCACAUGUCCCUGCUUUUGUACUGCUUUAUAUACAUGUUCUAGUAUGAAUGUUUACUGAUUGAUGAGCGUUUCAUGGUAUUUAUAUA